This is a messenger RNA of Microdochium trichocladiopsis, 997 nucleotides long. RefSeq lists its product as uncharacterized. The transcript has a single exon. The record is from RefSeq and is a predicted model, not a curated record. Lineage: Eukaryota; Fungi; Ascomycota; Sordariomycetes; Xylariales; Microdochiaceae. Bases 37 to 780 code for a protein of 247 amino acids.
AUUCUAACCACUGCCUCUCCCUCAGGUGUCGCCUUCAUGACCCCCUACCGGAUCCUCAAUUCCAACCCUACCCGCGCCAGCGAAGCCGUCAACAUGAAUCUGUCGACCAACCAGUUUAGCGGACUCGGCCGUUCUCUGAGCUUCUGGCAGGGCACACAUGACUGGUUCCUUGCCUCGGUCGCCGCCGUCGCGCUGCUGGCCGAGUUCCUCCCCGCACUGCUUAGCAACGUGCCCUAUCGGGUGGUCCAAACCUCUGAGACGCACACGGCGUGCGUGUACCUGUCUUGCGCGGUCCUGGGUCUCAUGCUCCUCGUCACAUGCGCCUCGUUCCUCGUGGACUGGCCGCACAUGCCCGUCGACCCGAGCACGCUUGCCGGCGCAAUGUACUACAUCUCGCCUGCGCGCGGUGGCGGCAGCGGCGGUGCCCUCGUUUCAGGACAUGUGCCCGCCGUCAACACUCCUUAUUCUGCGGCUACUACGCAAGCAUACGACCCGCCGCCAGGAGCUGAAGCUGGCGCGUACAUAGACUACACAUACACAAAUACGGAAGCAUUACAGCCUAUCCAAAACAGCAACAGCGACACAUUCCACCAACUACCACCGCCGGCUCAUCAUCAGCAGGGCGUCCAACAAGAGCAGCCCACCGAUGUGACGGCGGCAGCAGCAGCAGCAGCAGCAGCACCAGCACCAGUAGCCGUAGCAGUCACGCGCGAACCGUCAACUGCCCCCCAGCCAGCGAGCUCGCUGUACCAUUACGAAGUCCCACCGCCACGGACCUGAGUCGCAGCGAAGAUGCGUGCAAAAAAAAAAAAAAAAGAAAACCCAAUGACGACAUUUACUUAUUUCCUUCUCGUCUCUUGUAGCAUAUUUGCGAUCAAUCAAGUGUAAGCGUGUUCAUGGUCGGGCGUUUAGACGGACUGUUUUCUGUGGACACGGGCAGGAGACACGGGCAAGUAGAUUGAUAGAAGGGAUUAAUAAAGGAUACAACUUGGCCAUA